Penaeus vannamei (Pacific white shrimp) is the source of this 1375-nucleotide messenger RNA. Lineage: Eukaryota; Metazoa; Arthropoda; Malacostraca; Decapoda; Penaeidae. The record is from RefSeq and is a predicted model, not a curated record.
GGUGGAGGACGCCGAGGUCGGGACAGACGCCGCGUCGACGUCUGGCUGAGUCGUGCUCGAGCUGAAAAGAGAACGGUGUAAUGAUCUCUGUGUCAUCGAUUUUUUGUUUGUUGUUUCUUUGCAUUAUUUGUAGAAAGUGAUUUCAAAACAAGAAAGGGCGAGCGUGACCGCGGAGAGGCGAGCUACUGAGUAAGAGGUGUUGCGAUGUGGAGUGUAGAAAUGUGUUUUAGUUUCGAGUUUUUCACGGUGUGGUGUGUUAGGGGAGGUGGAUAGUCCCUUGCAAGAAUCAAACAUUCAUAUAUAGUCCCCAUUCAGAAACGGGUGCGGCGUCAAAUAUGAAAGCGAAAUUUAAAUCUCAUAUCGUAAUAAUUCUAGUUAUUUUCCUGCCGACUUUGUCGUGCCUCGUGCAAAAUGAAAGAACGCAGUGGACGAAGGCGCGUGCCUUUGGGAACGCUAGCAAUACAUUUCGAGUGCGUCUCAACAAGAGAACGACUGGAAAUGGCUCUAGUCCUUCCACCGCCGAAGGACAUGACACCAGAGAGCCAGAGGAGAGCUCGACUACCCGAGGGCCACCACCCACUGCGCCGGACGCGCCCUCGACGUCUCCAGAAAGCGAUCCUCGGCCCCAGCGUCCUGCCUCGACCGCGUACGCCUCGAGGGCAGCGCACCCCUUCCUGUGGACCCGGGAGCUCAGCGGGGAUGCCGGUCACUGCAUCCUGUGCGGGGAUUCCUGCACUAACGAUGAUUUUGGCCGGAAGUACCAGUGGCGAAUGUUGACGGAGACAGGCAGCAGCACGGUAGAGGGCCUUCUAAACUUCGUCGACCAGUAUAUCUGCACUGAUGGAGCCAAGCGCAUAGGCCUUGAGACUCCCGAAGAAAAGCAGUUCCUCAUUGACUGCUUUUUAUGCCAUCCAAACAGCGGAUUCGGAGCUUCCCAAAUAAAAGGCAACAUUCUGACCAGCGCCAAGGUCACGGUGGCAAGAGAUGACCUCAGUUUGGAAAAUGUCCUUGAAGAGAGUUUUGGCACGUGGCACGGCUGGGGAACACGCGUCCACCGCAUGGCGCCCACCGUCAUCAGAAUCGACCCCGCCACGGGCCAGCAGGUAACCUCGGGCCUCGUCCCUCGGGGCGACUACACCUUGGUGCUGGUGGGGCGGGACCAGCCUGUCUCGAGAACUCCUUGGGAGAAUUCACAACCUACCAGACUUGGGGACUCCUUCCCUUCGACGGUAAAAAUCCGGCCAUAGAGGUACUCAUGCAUACUGUCUGUGAGAAGGUUGUUGCACAACCUUCAACAACCCCCAAGUCUACAACAGAAACCACUACGCCUACGGCCACGAGUGAAGAAAUUACAACUGACGAACCUACAACUAGU